Closterium sp. Naga37s-1 is the source of this 2697-nucleotide messenger RNA. The record is from the annotation of a GenBank genome assembly. Lineage: Eukaryota; Viridiplantae; Streptophyta; Zygnematophyceae; Desmidiales; Closteriaceae.
AUGCUGCUUUCGCGAGGUUCGCAACCGUCCGAUCUAGACACCUUGCCCGCCGCGAUUGCGCUGGCGCGAUCCGCCGUUGGACGAUCACUGCUGCACGGCGACGGGAGAGAAGCCAACGGAGAAACGAACGACCGAGUCCUCUUUCCGGAUAGACGCGGGUGGGACGCCGGGAAAGAGAGCGGCAGUGAAGGUGCGAACGGAGGUCAAAAGAGGGGCGCGAGAGAACAGGGAAGGGAUAACACGAGAGGGGAUGAUACGCGAGCGGGGCCAGGAGAGGAAGAAGGAGGAGAAGGAGAAGGAGAUGGAGAUGGAGAUGGAGAUGGAGGGAGAGGAGGUGGUGUGGAAGGCGCAGAGGGGUCGGCACCUGCAGCGGCCGAGAGAUUAUCGCUGGAUUCACACCAGUUGAGAGUAUCGGCUGCAAGAAGCACGUCAGGAGAUUCAGGAGCAUCAGCAAAAGCAGGUGCUGCAGGUGCUGCGGGUGCGGGAGGUGCGAGAGGUGCGGUAGGUGUGGGAGGUGCGGUGCGCGGAGCAGGCAAAGGGGCGAGGAGGGAAAAGGUGCGGCGGUUGAGGCAGUGUCUGCUGGCGGUGCAGGCGUAUUUGGGGGCGGCUGUGGAGUUCAGGGACAACGCGAUGGCGGAGCAGAGCAGGCGGGAGAUGAACCGCUGCCUGCUUCUGCUCUCCUCCUCCUCCUCCUCCCCGCUUCCCCUGCCGCUUCCCCUGCCCCUUUCCCUUCCCCUCCUCAACGCCUCCGCCUCUGCGCAUGCAGCUGCGGUGCAUGAUGACGCUCUAUUGGCGCUUGAUGGCGGCAGCAGCAGCAGCAGCAGCCCCAGCCGUGAUAGUGGUGGCAGCGGCAGCAGGAGCGGGGGCACGAGGAGCAGCAGCGGCGGACAGGGCAGUCAUGCGGGCGGCAGCCAUGGCAAGGAGAGCAGCGCAGCAGCAGCAUCUGCGGAGAGAAGCAGUGCGCUAGUGCGGCUGGAGGAGCGGCUGGGCGAGGCUGGAAGGCAGGCGGAUGCAGUGGUGCGGCAGAGCAUGCUGUUCAGCCACGUGGCCUCCACCGCCGUCCCUGCUCCGCUGCACUGCCUCUCCCUCCGCCUCACCCUCGCCGCCCAGAACGCGUCCCUGCGCCGCUCGUGGCUCGCUCCUGCUGCUGCGCCUGCUGCAGCACUGCAGGUGGGGGCAAAGGAGGAGGGAGAUGGGGAGGAAGGAAAGGGGGUGGACGGGGGCAAGGACGAGCGCGUGGGGAGGAGGAAGGCAGGUGCGGUGAACGGAGGAGCAGGGGAAGGAGGAUUAGACGUAGGAGACAGAGGAGAGAAGGAACAGAAAGACGGAGAGAGCGAGAAGGACCGGGAGAGGGAGAGGGAGAGGGAGUGGAGGCGGCGGGUGGAGGAUCCGUCGUUGUACCACUACGUGGUGAUCACAGACAACGUGCUGGCAGCCAUGGUCGUUGUUAACUCCACCGCCUCGCACGCCCGCCAGCCAUGGCGACACGUCUUCCACGUGGUAACGGACCGCAGCAACCACCCGGCGUUCACAGCAUGGUUCAGCGCCAACCCGCCCGCGCGAGGGCGCAUGGCGUGGGAGGUGCUGUGCCUGGACGACUUCCCCUGGCUGCCCUCCAUCCCGCUGCUGCACCACCUGCAGCGCCCUGCCAUGAGGGACUUUUACUUCCGCCACUCGCCUGUGGCAGCCGCUGCUGCUGCCCUUGCGCCUCCUGCUGCUGCUUCUGCCACCACUGCUGCUGGUGUUGCUGAUCGUAAGCCUUCCGGUGCAGCUGCCAGUGCCGCUGCAAGUGCCGCUGCCACUGGCAAUGUCAGUGAUAGUAAUAGCAGCAGCAGCGGCGGUGGCAGCAGGGAGGACUAUGGCACGCUGCGGUUCCGCAACCCCAAGUAUGUGUCGCUGUUCAACCAUCUGCGCUUCUACCUGCCGCGCAUCUUCCCGCGCCUGCACACGCUGCUCUUCCUAGACGACGACGUCGUGCUGCAACAGGACGUCUCGCACCUCUGGCAGGUGCCGCGUGGCGGGGCAGUGAACCUAGCGGUGCCCACAUGUGUCGGCCGCACGUACCACCGCUUCAGCUCCUACCUCGACUUCUCACACCCGCUGCUGCAACCACACAACAGCAGCAGCAGGAGGAGGAUUGAUGGGAACAGCAGUGGCAGCAGCAGCAGCGGAGGUGGGGAGCAGUGGGGUGCAGGUGUGGAUCCGAACGGGUGUGCGUGGGCGUUCGGGUUCAACCUGUUUGACCUCAAGGCGUGGAGGGAUGGCAGAUACACCGACAAGUACCACUUCUGGCUCGCACAGAACGAGAAUCGCACGCUGUGGCAGCUGGGGACGCUCCCAGCAGGCCUGCUCACCUUCCUCCACGCCACGCGCCCGCUCCCGCGCGCUCUCCUCGCAGCCAGCCUCGGCAGCCGCAGCACGGUUCCGCUGAGUCGAGUGCGGUCGGCAGCGGUGCUGCACUACAACGGGCACGCCAAGCCGUGGCUGGACCUGGCGUUUCCAGAGUACGCGCACCUGUGGUGGCGCUAUGUGCCACUGCACCACCCCCUGCUGCGCGCCUGCUACUUCUACCCACCGCCUCAAGCGGCGGCGGCAGCGCCGUUGCUGCCUGUGGCAGCUGCUGGUGCUGGUGGUGCUGCUGGUGCUGGUGCUACUGAUACUAGUAACGGUGGAGGUGAAGGUUGGAGCAUGCAGUAA